Molecule: messenger RNA, 4002 nt
Organism: Gadus macrocephalus (Pacific cod)
Lineage: Eukaryota; Metazoa; Chordata; Actinopteri; Gadiformes; Gadidae
Product: ATP-dependent 6-phosphofructokinase, platelet type-like
Exons: 23
Coding region: 155-2668 (837 amino acids)
Biological process (GO): canonical glycolysis; fructose 6-phosphate metabolic process; fructose 1,6-bisphosphate metabolic process
Cellular component (GO): cytoplasm; membrane; 6-phosphofructokinase complex
Molecular function (GO): 6-phosphofructokinase activity; monosaccharide binding; fructose-6-phosphate binding
Source: RefSeq, a predicted model, not a curated record
GGUGCCCACUGCGCUGAUAGACCCACUGUCCUCCCAGAUCCAGGUUCUCCUCUCUCCGCACUUGGACCCGUUCAGACCCGUGCAAUCCCGUUAGACGUGUUCAGACCCGUUCAGAGCCGUUCAGACCCGGUACCGGAUAAGAGACGAGGCGGCCAUGGCGGCCCCCAAUCGGCAAGACACCAAGAAGUUCUUCGAGAACCUGUCGGGCGCCGGGAAGUCCAUCGGGGUGCUGACCAGCGGAGGAGAUGCCCAGGGUAUGAAUGGAGCUGUGAGGGCGGUGGUCAGGAUGGGGAUCUACGUGGGAGCCAAGGUCUACUUUAUCCACGAGGGCUACCAGGGCAUGGUGGACGGAGGUCAGAACAUCGAGGAGGCCACCUGGGAGAGCGUCUCCAGCAUGCUGCAAGUGGGGGGCACGGUGAUCGGCAGCGCCCGCUGUAAGGAGUUCCGGACCCUCGAGGGGCGUGUCCGCGCGGCGCUGAACCUGGUGCAGCACGGCAUCACCAACCUGUGUGUGAUCGGGGGGGACGGCAGCCUGACCGGGGCCAACCUCUUCAGGGAGGAGUGGAGCAGUCUGCUGGAGACCCUCAGGACCACAGGUCAGAUUGAUGACGAGGCGGUCCAGAGGAACUCUGUGCUCCACAUCGUGGGGAUGGUGGGCUCCAUCGACAACGACUUCUGUGGCACCGACAUGACCAUCGGCACCGACUCAGCCCUGCACCGCAUCAUCGAGGUGGUGGACGCCAUCGGGACAACCGCGCAGAGCCACCAGAGGACCUUCGUCUUGGAGGUGAUGGGACGUCACUGUGGGUACCUGGCCCUGGUCAGCGCUCUGGCCUGCGGGGCCGACUGGGUCUUCUUCCCAGAGAUGCCUCCUGAAGACGACUGGGAGGAGGAGCUGUGUUACAAACUAUCUGGGAACCGCGCUGACAAGAAGCGUCUGAACAUCAUCAUCGUGGCCGAGGGGGCGAUCGACCGCAGCAACAAACCCAUCUCCGCCGACUACAUCAAGGACCUGGUGGUCCGCCGUCUUGGCUUCGACACGCGGGUCACCAUCCUGGGCCACGUCCAGAGAGGGGGGACCCCCUCCGCCUUCGACCGCAUCCUGGCCAGCAGAAUGGGGGUGGAGGCGGUGCUGGCUCUGCUGGAGGCAUCUGCGACCACGCCCGCCUGCGUCGUGUCUCUGGUGGGAAACCAGUCAGUCCGGCUGCCCCUCAUGGAGUGUGUUCAGAUGACUCAGGAGGUCCAGAAGGCCAUGGACGAGAAGAAGUUUGACGAGGCCGUCAGACUCCGCGGAAGGAGCUUUGAGAACAACCUGCAUACCUACCGACUGCUCUGCUCCCGCAAGUCGGACAAGGACCUUCCCUCCAGCGGCUUCAACGUGGCGGUCCUGAACGUGGGGGCCCCGGCGGCGGGGAUGAACGCGGCCGUGCGCUCGGCCGUGCGUGUUGGCAUCGCCGAGGGACACAAGAUGUUCGCCGUCAACGACGGCUUCGAAGGAUUCGCCAAGGGACAGAUCAAGGAGAUCAAGUGGGGUGACGUGGGCGGGUGGACCGGCCAGGGGGGGUCCCUGCUGGGGACCAAGAGGACUCUUCCUGCUAAACACGCGGAGAAGAUCGCCGAGCAGAUCAGGAUCCACAACAUCAACGCCAUGCUGGUGAUCGGGGGCUUUGAGGCCUACCUGGGUCUGCUGGAGCUCUCCGGAGCGCGGGAGCAGUUUAGUGAGUUCUGUGUCCCCAUGGUCAUGGUGCCCGCCACCGUGUCCAACAACAUCCCGGGCUCAGACCUCAGCAUCGGGGCCGACACCGCCCUCAACGCCAUCACCGAAGCCUUUGAGUGCGUGCUGGAGCUGUACGAGCUGCGGGCUCACCACGUGGAGUUCUGCGUGCCGCUCUGCAUGCUGCCCGCCACCAUCAGCAACAACGUCCCCGGCACCGACCUCACCAUCGGCGCCGACACCUCCCUCAACGCCAUCGUGGAGACGUGCGACCGCAUCAAGCAGUCUGCCAGCGGUACGAAGCGGCGUGUGUUCAUCAUCGAGACGAUGGGCGGGUACUGCGGUUACCUUGCCAACGUGGGCGGGCUGGCGGCCGGCGCCGAUGCCGUCUACAUCUACGAGGAACCCUUCGACAUCAGGGAGCUGCAGGCCAACGUGGAGCACCUCACGGAGAAGAUGAAGACCAGCAUCCAGAGGGGCCUGGUGCUCAGGAAUGAGAACAGUAACGAGAACUUCACCACAGAUUUCAUCUACCAGCUUUACUCUGAGGAGGGGAAGGGAGUGUUCGACUGCAGGAAGAACGUCCUGGGACACAUGCAGCAGGGGGGUGCUCCUUCCCCCUUUGACAGGAACUUUGGUACCAAGGUGGCGGCUAAAGCCAUGCAGUGGAUCACCACCACGCUGAAGGAGACCUACAAAGAAGGUCGGGUGUUUGCCAACACUGACGACAGCGCCUGUCUGCUGGGGAUGCGUCGCAGGGCGAUGGUCUUCCGGCCCGUCGCUGAGCUCCGAGAGGAGACCGACUUUGUACAUCGGAUCCCCAAGGAGCAGUGGUGGCUGAAGCUCCGCCCCCUCAUGAAGAUCCUGGCCAAGUACCGGACCAGCUUUGACGUGUCCGACUCUGCCCAGCUGGAGCAUGUGACCCACGUCCGGCCCAAGGAGGCCGCCAUCUAAGCCCCGCCCCUCACAGCCUCUCACUCCAAACCGCCACUCCUCCUUUAAGAGUACCGGUCACCUCCUACGAGUCAAACACGCUCCUUUAAUAUGAUGUUGUUUUACAGUAAAAUGGGAAAUGCUGUAGCUGGUCUGAGACCAGAGGCAGGGUGGUUUACAAUCCCCAGUGGAAAGGUUCUGAGUUUGAUCCCCAAUGUCCAGUCUGCCUGCAGACGCCCUUGAGCAAGUUGCGUCCAAACCCCUCCCUGCAGUCACUGUAUGCUGUGUCUGAUAAACGCAUGUCCUGAAUUAAAUAUAGAAUAAAUAUUUAAACAAUUAUUUUGGAGAGUAGAAGAGUAUUUAGAAGAUAUGUAUUAAAUAUAUUAUUCAAAUAUAUUUUAAGAUAGUAGAGCAUUGAGCUUAAAUUAAGUAUUUUAACCAGAAGUAUUUAUAGAAUUUAGAAUAUUCCCAGUAUUUGAGAAUAUAUAAUGAAGUUAAAUUAAAGCUUUCAUAGAAAUCGUGUGCAGCUAGCUCACUACACCUAGCGUUAGUUAGCAAAUUAAGCUAACUUCCGUCUCGUAGUUGACCCAGUGUCACUGGUUUAGCUCCUUAACCAAACCGCCCAAUCACAGCUCAGGUUCCGUCCCAUUGGCCUUCCCAAACUGUUAGGAUCCGCCACCAGGCUCACCUGACCUCACUUUCACCUUCUGUCUGAUGUUGUACUGCCUCUGAUAUCAAUUGUGAUGUAUUCAAGUCUGUUAUUUUAAUGCACUUUCAGCCACAAUUAACAAAAAGAGUAUGCUAGGUGGGGGUAAGUUCACUCAACGAUGUUGUUUUCAUUGUAUGGCUCAUACCUCAACGCUCUUUCCUGAAUGGACAGGGAUGCACUGGCUCUGGAUGAUUUCAUCGAUGUUUCUGAGUUGUAUUUAUUUGCUGAGUUCAAGUUAAGAUAGCAUAAUAAUAAACCAAGGAUGUUGGUUUUUUAAAGGGCAACCAAACGUUGAACCGUCAAAGUGAAGCGACAGCACCACCUAGUGUUCAUAAUGGUUACUACAGCUACCAUCGCUCCUGAGUCCUGAAGUCUUUUCCGAUGGUUUCGUUGUUUUAUUGAUGGUCAUCAGGACUUUUUUGUUUUUAAUAUAAGAAAAAGUUAAGACUUUUGGAAAUUGAAAGUUAAGUGUACAAUUGUUAAUUGUGGCAGAUCUAUUACGUGUGUUAUUGUAGCUGGGCAGUGGUGUGGAGGUGGUACACUUUAUAUGCAAUAUUAAUAUGAAUAAUAAUCCUGUUGAAUGUGUUAAUGUCUGGUCACCGUCCUGUCUCGGAGUAAUAAAGCACUUGGUUGUGAUUACAAGGAA